ACUGUUUUUAGUACCUCGAUCGCGUAAAUAACUUCAUAAAAAUAAAAAACAAGUCUCAAGCAUGGCCUCAAGGCGUAGCCAGCAUAAUACAUUUUAUCAAUAUCUUGCUAGUUUAACUGCUGUAAUAUCGAUAUUCAUAAAUGGAAUGCAUUAUGGAUGGUGCUAUAUCUCAUUUCGUACUUUAUUGGCCAAAUCAUCUCCUAUUCACGUUGGAAAAACUGGAUCAAAGUGGUUAAGAAGGGCACCUACAUUUAGUCUCUUAGGAGGAUCUCUAUCGAUGGCUAUAAUAAUCGAUAUUAUUGGUAAACAUAAAAUCAUUCUUCUAUCAGCAGUGCCCCAUCUUAUUUCUUGGAUAAUGAUAUAUAUUGCAACAAACUAUGUAACACUUCUAAUAGCAAGACUAAUAGCAGGAUUUGCAAUUGGUUGGAGCCUCUGAGCAGUUCCUUUAUAUAUUGGGGAAAUAUCGGAGCCUAGAAUAAGAGGUUUACUUUUAUCCUUAAUACCUUUGUCAUGGAUUCUAGGAUCAUUCGUGAUAAAUAUAAUUGGUACCUACUGUAAUAUCAAAAUUACAGCAGCAAUAUCAUGCGUGUUUCCCAUUAUUUCGAUAAUGGUUUUCGCUUCCAUGCCGGAAUCACCUUAUUUUCUCAUUAUGAGAGGAAAGAAGAAGGCCGCCAAAAAAGUUUUGCAAAUUUUAUCCGGAAAAAAAGAUGUGGAGAAAGAUAUUUUGCGCAUAGAAGAAGGCUUCGAAGAAAAUAACUCGACACAGAAAAAUCCGUUGGAUUUAUUUCGUAAAUCCAAUAACAGAAAAGGGAUAAUCAUAAUACUGUGUCUGAAAGCUUUCCAAGAAUUUAGUGGUGACACAGCAAUUAAUGAAUAUAGUCAAUACAUUUUCAAGGAAGCAAAAGUUGACAUUUCUGAAGAAAUAGCCACCUUCAUAUUUUUUGUUGUUGAAUUAGUAGUUACAGGAAUAUCAGCUUUAUUAAUAGACACAUCAGGUCGAAGACGUUUAUUAAUUGUCUCAAGUCUUGGGUCAGCAUUAAGUAUACUAACAGAAGGAAUAUAUUUUUACCUCAAAUUCAAUACCAACAUCGACCUAAGUAAUUUCAAUAUCAUUCCAUUAAUUGCUCUUGUAACUUUUGUGAUCUGUUUCUGCGCAGGACUUAGAGGAAUACAUUUUGUAUUACUUGGCGAGUUGUUUACGCAGACAGUUAAGGCUCCAGCGGUGUGUGUAGCUUAUCUAUCAGAUGAAAUUUUAAUUAUCAUUGUGUCCAAAUUUUUACAGCUUUUUGAAAACAGACUGGAAAUGCAUAUUCCGUUUAUAACUUUUGGAGUUUUUACAUGUAUAGGUAUGGUCUUCAUCAUACUAUACGUUCCUGAGACAAAAGGAAAAACUCUGGAGGAAAUUCAGUAUUCUCUUAAGGCUAAAAAUAAUUGAAUUUCAGAUAAUAGAUAAGCUGCAAAUUUGUAAAUAUAAAUUAUACAUACGCCUUGUACUAAUCAUUCGUUUAACGCGGAACGGAAUAUUUAAUGGUCGUGUAGAUGAGGUUGAUAGGAAUUUUUAUUAACUGUUAUUAUUUCUUUAAUCCUUACAAAAAGUAUAACAUUCUGGUCCAAUUAUUGGCUAUAAUAGAAGCUAUAUAUUAAAAAGCUAAUUUUUGACAUUUGUCGUUUCAACUGUCCACUAUGAAAAUUUACAUGCUUCAUUUAAAUGCCCGUAUUUAACGUUCUCGAAAAUUUGAUUUAUAUUCGGUAUUAAUAUUAAAAAAUAAUGAAUAUUACACAUUUUAUUUGAUAUAUAGACUACCAACAAACGGUUCAGUAUAUUAAGGAAUAAUUGGAAAUUUAAUGAUGUCAGCAAAAAUGAUUUAUAACGACUUUUAUAUUUUUCAUAAUUAUUCAUAAUGAUUCAUACUGAUGGAGCGAGUUUCGGGCUCAAAUAAGUGCAGGUUCAUAUUUAUAGAGUUAUAGAAUCUGGAUUUGACACCUCUCCAUCCCAAAAUAAUAUAUUAGUAUAAAUAUAUUAGGAACAAUGAAAUUUGACGAGGUUGCUAUUGUAACGAUUGAAAAAUUAAUAACCCUAAUUACAAAAAACCAAAAAACACAGUUUUAAAGCACAUGAAACUAGAAAGCUAAUAUAUUUGGUAAGGUUUUCGAAGUUCUUUAUUUCCAGCAUGGAGGUCGGAGGCUAGAGUCCUCUAUCGAACGAAAUUUUUAUUAAAUAAGCCACUUGCUCUUAGUCGAAAGAAGAGUUACAAACAAACCUUUAAACUGCAGAAGCUAAUAUAAGCGUGCUAAGAAAAAAAAAAUGAAUUGAUAGAAUAAAUCUCUUCCCCCAACAGUUUUCCACUCAACCUAAUUAUUAAUCCAUUUAUAAAAGAGAUCAUAUCGUGACAAAUCCGGUGAGGAAAUUGAAUGUGGAUAAAGAGGAUUUUUACGAUUGAAAUCGCGAUGUCAUAAUGAGAAAGAAAGAUGUAGGUUUGCUCUUUAAAUCUCUUGCAUAGCGCAUUGUUACAAAAACUUUCCAAUACAAUUUGAGAAACUCGAAGUCACACUAUUCCAUGAGUCAACCCGAUCGUAGUUACCAAUAAACCUUCUGAUUUAACUUAUAUAUGAUCAAUAUGAACUUCCUUCUAGCAUUUUAUCUAUCUAUAAUCUAUGGAUUACUACGAGACUGCUCUAGCUCAUGUCAAUUUAUUGAUAUUUCGAUGGUUAACCGCAAGCACAACAGGGAAUCUGCAACAUAAUAAAUGAGAGGAGCAUUUUAUGGAUUGAUGAAACUGGCCAAAAAGAGAACUUCUUUUGCAUACACAUGAAUUAACUUAUUUGAAAAUAUCAAAAAACGUUCACAGUGGAAAGAAUUGUAUGUCUUGAUUAGCUCGGUUUUCUUUGAAUAUAUAAUAAGAAUAAAAACCUCACACCUCUGCUAAACGUUCACCAAUAGUCUGCUAAUAUAGCAAGGCUCCACUUUCGCUGAUAACGCUAUCCUAUGCCUGCUAUCUACUAGUGGAAACGUUCACUCCACUCCACCAAGUCAUCGCAAACAUUGAGGUCAAAAUUUAAAUGCGAUUCCAGAAUGUGUAUUUUAUUGUGUUUUCAAUAAAUGUAUAUCUCUAAGUCGUUUAAUUCGGGCUAAAUGAUUAAUUGAGGUUCAGAUGAGUUGAAAAAGUCUAAUUCUAGAUCUGUGCUGUCGUAGUUUCACGUAUCACCUUCUGUUGCGUCGACGAAAAGCGCUGUAGAAAUUGAAUAGUAAUCGUCUUGUGGUUGAGGUUUUUGAGCUGACCUGGUUUGAAUAUAAUUAUUUUUCUUUUUUUUACGAGUGUUGAGCUCUACAGCUCUGAUCAUACAAACAAACUACAAGAUAAUUUUUCCUGAUCAUCGUUUAGACAAUCCCUCAAAAUUCGAGGAACUCAACUGCGCAGCCAAAAUAUAGUUAGUAUGAGAUGAAAAUAAAAUGAAAUAACUGAAAAGAAAAUUACUAUGAUAAAACAAGGAGGUGUUGAUGUUUUAAAAUGUUGCGUUUUGUAACCACUAGAUCUGAUUCUUUUUAUAUAAACUUUAAAUGGCUAUCUACCGUAAGGUGGACGGUAGUAUCUCUCGCUGAGUCUCUUAUAUAGAUGAGUGAAAUAUAUGGACGGUAGUGGCUCUCGCUGAGUUUCUUAUAUAGAUGACUAAAAUAUAAAUGCCGUACGUGUGACUAGGAUAGCAUAACCGGUGAAGAGUCUAGCGCGAUACUAUGGUUCCAAAAAUUACUCAAUGAGUGGGUCUUCCUUUCCUGUUUUACUACUUUCCCCAUAUACCUAACUCGUUAAAAAUUUAGGACUCGAUAUUACUGGUUAUAAUCCUUCAGUUCGUUACAAAAUAAGAGUUGAUUUAAGAAUGUCAUGAAAAGUACCCCAUCGUUUUAUUAUGACAAUAAAUUUCUAAUCAAUAAUGUUAUUAUUAUGCCAAGAAUUAGUUUGAGUUGAAGCAUAAACGCAUUUCCAUUGGCCGAAGCUGUAUCUACAGAAUUUCUGCCAGAGAUAGUUUUCGACCAGUAGCUUCGUUUGGUGAGAUUUAUGUAAUUCAUAAAUUUCUUUAAAUAAAUAAAAAUAUGGCGUUCUUCAGACCAUGGGCGAAUGGAGACAAUGAAUUGUAGUGUAGUGGGAAUUAAGACAGGUAUGAAUUUAAUAAUGAAGAUUUAGAUAUACAAAUACAGCGAGUUAUUUUAAAUAUGUUCGAAUGUUUAAAAAAGGAAAAUAUUUAGCAAUCAUAAUAAGAAUUGCUGAAUUAACUAGAAUAAAUGAAUUUUCCAUUUAUCGAGUAGUAACAAAAGGGGUUGCUGAGGAUUAAUCACAGAACCCAAAACUAUGUAAAGAAAAAUUGAAAUCAGUUUACAAAACUACUCAAGUUUUCAUACGUAAGACAAUUUAUAGUUCAUAAAAGGCGAACAGUGUUGCGAUAUUAGAGGUGAUACACUUCUAAUAUCAAGGUAGCAGGUUAUCCAGAAUACAAUUAUACCGGUUUAGAAAUAUUGCGUCAAGUUUUUUCAGUAUAUGGUUUCAAACCAAUAACCAAAUCGUCAAGGAUAGUUCGAUUAAAGGCUACUAAGGUUUAAUAGACACAUAAUUUAUCUAGAUGAAAUAUGAUUUGACAGUUACGAUAUAGUGAAUUUCGGUUGGGUUGACAAUAGUAAAAAUUGCUGUUUGAUGUGGCCAUAUUUUAAGGGACGCACAUUAUAAUACUUCACGCUGGAAACAAAGACGGUUUCGUGACCAAUGCUUUAUUAAUAUCUGUUAAAAAAAUUAAAAA
Messenger RNA from Diorhabda carinulata, 4788 nucleotides. RefSeq names its product facilitated trehalose transporter Tret1-like. Gene Ontology annotation, molecular function: transmembrane transporter activity. Gene Ontology annotation, cellular component: membrane. The transcript is spliced from 3 exons. The coding region runs from base 608 to 1435 and encodes 275 amino acids. The record is from RefSeq and is a predicted model, not a curated record. Gene Ontology annotation, biological process: transmembrane transport. NCBI's taxonomy places the organism in Eukaryota, Metazoa, Arthropoda, Insecta, Coleoptera, Chrysomelidae.